Molecule: messenger RNA, 3138 nt
Organism: Rasamsonia emersonii CBS 393.64
Lineage: Eukaryota; Fungi; Ascomycota; Eurotiomycetes; Eurotiales; Trichocomaceae
Exons: 9
Coding region: 1-3138 (1045 amino acids)
Molecular function (GO): protein binding
Source: RefSeq, a predicted model, not a curated record
AUGGCUGCAAUGGAGAGAACAAGUCCAAAACAAGUGGGUUCGAUUGCGGAAUUCCUACUGGAGAACGACAAUCUCUACAAAGAUUCCCCUGGCAUGCGACAGAAGACAUUGCAUUGGGCGGCUCGCAAUGGAAACACGGAAAUUAUGGAAAAUUUGCUGUCACAAGAGACAGAAGACAGCGAGAUUGGACGAACGCUUCUUUGGGCUGCCGUUGGAGGUCAGGAGAGCGCCGUACAAUGGCUGCUCGACAAAUUUACACAAGGGGAUCCAAAAUGUAUCCUACAUGAAAAGGAUAUGAUCCACGCAGUUCAGGCUGCCGCUCACAACGGGCAUGAGAAAGUGGUGCAGCAGUUACUGAGCCAUAUGAUGGGCUCUCUAGAAGACACGAAGUCUUGGACUGCGCUUCAUUGGGCAGUCAAUUGGACGAAGCCCGAAGCGGUGUUCGUCGUCAAACAUUUGUUGAUGAAUGGUGCCAACCCUGAAGCUACUAAUGGAGAUACAUCUGACACGAUCUCUGCGCUGGAUAUGGCUAAACAGCCUUCGCGGGAGAAUCCAGCGUUUAAAGACAAAAUUGUGGGCCUUCUUGAAAGUCCUCUACGACUUCCCCGGAAGCCCCUUCCGCUGACGGUUCCAAGUAUGGAGGGAGUACCGGAUAUUUGUAAACAGUUACGGUCCAACAUCAUCGACUUCUAUUUCCAGGAUAAUAGGUUCUAUACGCUUGAAAGAACAAGCCCGGUGUCCGAUGUCGUCUACGGCGAAGGGCCAGAAAAGAUCAUGUCGAAGGCAAGGGACAUAUGGGAGACCGAAUGGACGAACGAGCACGCUCAGCGUUUCAGAUGGGUCCAUCUACCUGCAAACAAUUUUGAGACCAAAGACUUUCGUUCUGGGGAAGGUUCGAGUAUUGCCCGAUUACAGGGCAAAUCGGUGCAGCAGCGCGGCAAAGACCGUAAGCCAAAAACUAUCACCAAACCCGGCCAAGACAAUGAAGUCAUUCCCGGAGGAGAGGUGGUGAAAGACCAGACUCCCAAGUCAAUAGGCCCACACAGACCAUUUGAGGGGAAAACUGAGGACCGAGGACAAAACCUUCAGAGCGAAUCCGGUGGUCAGGAAGCACACACAGGGGAGGUAACGACUGGUGCAGUACCUAUCUCAGGCGAAGCCACGAAUAAUGAAAUGGUUAUGCCGGAAACGGAAAUGAAUGAAACCAAGACAGACUACAUCAACAAAGAGGACGGACGUAUCCAAGAUACCGGUCCCAAGGAUUCCAAGGCGGAGGGAACAACCACACUGCCAACAGCUUUCGAUAGGAGAGAGGGCCAAAUGGAUGUCAAACAGCAACAACAGAGACAGAAAGAUACAAAAGAAACAGUGCGAGAUGCUGAAGGUGCUGCCUUGGAAGGAUGCAAGUUGGCGAUUUGUAUGCCGUUCCUCACUCUCCAAACCGUGGACAGUCAAAGGAAGCUGCGACAAGCAAUCACUCUUACUGAAUUGUAUCCGGAAUGGACAGCAAUUGAUCCAGAUGGCAAAAGAACAGCAAAAAUAGACGAAAUGAAGGAAGGAUAUAAACUACUACAUGAAAUUGCCCCCGGGCUCUUGGAGCGGCGAGAGAGGCUGCAGGAUGUCAUUGAGAUUGCGGAGCGAGAGGAAAAUAAUUCAAAUAACGGAGCAGCUGCGAGACAUGAAGAAUUGCUCCAACGCUAUUUCAGAUCCGGCAAGGGACCAGGUCUCCAUGUAUCGCGAACGUUAGACCAAUACUAUUAUUCCUCGCUACCAGACACCGUGCGACGUGAUGCAGAUCAAGUUGUCCGACGGUACCGGACCAGGAAGUUCAAGGAAAAGGCAGAAAUGGGAAGAGAGAGAGCGAACGAUGAACAACAGCAAAGCAAAAACAGAAGUAGCGGAGCUGAUGCGCCAGACCGCCGUCACACUUCCCCUUCUCGAAGAAGCAGAUUUUUAGCGCUAAAUAAUCAUACAGAUCGAAUUAAAGGAUCGGGUCCUGAGUCUGAGGAAAUCGGGCCCGAUGAAGUCAUUAAUGACCGGGACUUUGAAAUGUGCAUGGUGGACCAGCUUUGGUUGUGGAUUGUUGAUGAUACGUCUGUGUUGGCUUCGUGGGAGGACUGUCAUGCACGUCUCCCAGACGGACCAGAGUCCUUUUUCCACAUGUUUGCCAGCUCUAUCGGUAUUGUGUUCUCAGCGACGCUGACCGCUUCUGAUGUCAUGCAGGCAGACGCAGAAGUAAAAUGCUUCGAGACCUUCAAAAAGGAAAUCCACCAAAGCUACAAAGUCCACGACGAAAAUGGAAAUUCGGCCGUUCAGGGACUAAAUCUGCAGGGCGAAAUCGAUUUUCUAGAGGAGGUGAAAGACAUCCGAGAUGAGCUUAACAUCAUCAAGAGUAUUUGUGAGGACCAGAAAAAUUUAAUGCAGAAGUUGUUCAGCCUUGUCGCCAAGGUAGCACCCGGUGCGGAACGAGAGGCGAUAGCCAAAGACCCAGUGCUGAACUACUAUCACCAACGAAGCGAUAUUCAGCUUCGCAUCGAGAGGAUUGAAAAGAUGGACAUGGAUGCCCUGAUUACGUAUGAUGCUCUCAACCAUUUGCUGGACCUGAAGCAGAAGAAUACAAACAUCCUCGAGGCUGUUGAAGCUAGGAAACAGGCGCAGCAGGCUGCGCGACAGGCGGAGGAAACGACAAAGCAGGGCAGGACCAUUCUGGUCUUCACCAUUGUCACCAUCAUCUUUUCCUCCUUGUUUGCAUUGAACAUCCAAUCAUUCCCACAUGAGGGUGAGAAUUUGGGACGUCUGCUGCUGUCUGCAUUCCGUUGGUUUUUAUGGCUAUAUACAUCAACGAAGUCCUGGACUGGCUCAAAACGACCGUCCCAUCAUGGUGUCACAAAGCCCAAAAAUGCAUCAGGCCCUCUUUCGCCUGGUUCACAAUGCUUCUGGCCUAUUUCACGGACUACAUUCAUUUAUUCGAAUCUACGGAUAACGGAAGCCAAACCGAGAGUCCUGCAAGCACGUCCCAAAAAUGAUUCGCGUUCAUCUCAGAAUCGCUCCAAGCGGGGUGAUGGACCCAGCUCGUCGAUUAGAAAACUCUUGACCCGAGGGGACAGUGAGAAAUCUUCUCCGCAAGAGGAGGUCUGA